This is a messenger RNA of Stylonychia lemnae, 2595 nucleotides long. Lineage: Eukaryota; Ciliophora; Spirotrichea; Sporadotrichida; Oxytrichidae. The record is from the annotation of a GenBank genome assembly.
AUGUUAGCCUAGCAAUAAUCCAUCCAUUUUGAGUUCCCCACAGCCACUUCUUUCAUCCUCUAAUUCCCAGAAAAACAUAAACAUGGUGAAAGCACUUCAGUAGAUCAAUCAUCUGAUAUCCUCAUAGAACUACAGCAAUUCUCUACAGUCUAUUAACUAAAUUACACCAGUUGCGGGAGGCAAUUUAAAUGGUUCGAUUGCUAUUUGAUGCAGCCCCAGUAAUAAUAGAUAACUCUUAUCAAGUCACCUAAAUUAGCAGGCUAAUCUAUUCUAAGUCUGCCUCUAUCACUUUAAACAUAAGGAAUUAACUAAACAAAGCAGAAGCUAAAGUAACUUCACUAAAAAGCUGGUGGUUCUGGCUGUCUGCUCUAAAAGUGUGAAAGUUCAUAAUCACUGCAUGGAACUAAUGCUAAAAAGCAGUAAAGCAAGCAAAAGGUUUUAAACGAAAAUAGUCUUUCACCUUCUCAAAAGCAAGGAUCAUUGCAAAGAACUGGCAAGCAUAAUAGACAAUCGACUACGGUAAACUUCAAUAUCUCGAAUAGUGUAACUAAGAACCAGCAUCACAAGCAUCAAAAGAGUCUAAGUCCUACUAACAAUAAAUCUAAUGUAAAGCAACAGUAACAAAAUCAUGUACUAAGAAUGAGUAGUGAAAGAGUAAAGUCCACGGAGAACUAAUCUAUUGAAAUCAUUUAGAAAACAAGCAAGAAUGCCUAGAAUGAAGGUAAUUCUAUAGAAAAAGAGAAGAGAACUACUUAGCAUAUUAGAAUCAGUCCUCAGAAGCAGUUCAUUGUACAACCUUCUAUUACAUCUCAAACAUCACCAUAAGAGUAGUUCAAAAAGUAAUCAAUGAAAUUGAGUCUAAAAAAUCCAUACUCCACCAAGAGUAAUAAUGUUAUUCUUGAGCAAGAUGAUUACUUACUGCCUAAUUCCUCAUAAAGCAGUGAGGCACAAGAUUACUCUCUAAAAAAGGAUUACAAGAAAAUGAUAAAUCACAAUCAAAAUAUGAAAGGUCAAUUGAUCCACUAAGCCCCAAAAGAUAGCGAGGAAUCAGUUAAUAAAGGGUUUUUAACUGAUAGAUAGCAAGCAUCUUGCAAUGAAAUAGAAAAUCAUAUUAUGAUGGACACUUAAUAAAGAUAAAAGAAGACUAAAGGCAUUAGUUAUACUCGAAACGCUUAGGAGCUGAAGAAAUUACUUUUGGAAACAGGAGUUAUAGGAAAUUUAGGGUUGACUUCAAGCUUAGCUACAGCUGCUGCUGGUAUGAUUUCAUCUACUUAGGAUACUUAAUAUCUGAAAAAUAUUGAUCUAAGCAAGACUGGAUAGAAUACUCAUUAAAGCUAAACAGCUAAAGUGAAGCAUUCAGAAAUAUUUAGUUUUUCUGCUAGAAAUAAGACUGGAAUAAACAAAGUCAGCCACCAUCAUCAUCACAAGUCAAGUGAAAAAAUAUCGACUUGCAUUCUUGAGAACAAAAUGAUGAAUAGUAAAGCAUAGCACAAAAGAAUGUAAUCUUAGCUAGAAAAUUCUGUUUAAACCUAGAAACCUAUGAUAAAUGGCUUGUUUUAAACUCUUGAUAAAAAUAUGGAAAUGGGGAAUUACCCUUCUUCAACUUAAAACAAUUAGCAGUAACAGCAUAAACUUCGAGACUUCAUUUUGAAAGACGAUGAAGAGUCGAAUCAUCAAUAGUACAACCACUAUUUAGAUGAUUAGGUCAUUUUCAAAUCCAAAAGGCAAUCUCCUAAAUCUACAUCACAUCAUCAGAAUAUACCUUCCAAAAGAAGUCCUUCGAAUUACCUCAAUAAUAAGGAAGAUGUCUCAUCCUCUAACAUAAACUUCCCAUUCACUGAAACUGAAUAGCUGAUAUAUAGAAAUGAAUCAAAGCAGAAUCAUCAAUACUCAGGUAGUGUAAUUGAUGUCUAGAAAAAACAAAGAGUCCUUAAUAGAUGCUGGACUGCGCAUGGGGACAUCUCAACUGAAAGAGAAAACAACAAAGAGAACUUUUUCCUUAAAGAUGCUGACUCAAAUAUAAACUUUUACCAGCAGCCUUAAAUUUAGUUUGAGAACUCGUAAAUCGAUAGUGUUGGGGGUGCACCAGUUAUUCCCUUUACUUUCUAAAUUUAGAAUAAUCAAAACUUAAGUUCAUAGAAACAGUCUUAGCAGAAUUAGAACUUCAUAAAGAGGCAAAGUGGCAUUUCAUCACAGAGCAAGAAUACCUGCUUCACUUACAACCAAGCAUAAUCACCAAUUACAAGAUAUCCAUUUUCAUCAAUGAUAAGCGAUGAAAAUACCAUUCCAAACAGGAUAAAUCAGUAAAAGUACAGUUUAGGUGAUAUGAAGGAGCUUGAGAUUAUGAAAUUUAAGAUGAUUGCGUUUGUCAAGACUUACCAGAACGAAUUCUAGAAAAUGAAACUACAAAUGAACGAGUUGUCUCAAGAAAAUAAAUCUCUCAAAAGGAAAUUAAACCACAUGUCAAUGAGGAGAACAUCAGUGACUAGCAAUAAAACUUCGCAGUCAACUAGUAUCGCAGUAAGCAAAGCUGGCUACAUUUUACAGAACCCUACUUGUCUGACCUCAGCUCACACUAGCCAGAUAAAUCUCUGA